AUGUCCGCAGAUACGCUUUCGCUCCCCGCACCAUCUGAUGAGCAGGCGUACAUAGACAUAAAAGAAUUUGCGCCUGCUGCAACAGAAAGGUUCUCGCCUGUUGUAAAGCAGACGGUGGCAGAGUCUUUAGAGGCGGGCGGAGUUCGACCUUCCUCCAUUGACGUGGUAGUCUCGAGUCACCUCCAUUGGGAUCACGUCAGAGAUCCUUCCCCAUUUACCACAGCCGAGUUUGUCCUCGGGGAAGGAUCGAAGAAAGCUUUAGAGGACCCUGGUUCCUGCCACAAUCCUGAAGCCUUUUCAUCCGUUCGUGUACCGGAAGACCGUCUACGCUUCAUCACAGCUUCUGACCUAAACGUGGCAGUCGGUCCCUACCCCCGCGCAAUGGAUAUUUUCGGUGAUGGCAGCAUGUAUAUCAUUGACGCAUCAGGUGCAAAUUCGGCUCAUCACCCUGAUUUGAUCACUGGGAAAAUGCGAAUCGUGUAUUGCGUCGAUGCGAAUACGUGCUCAAUGAUGUGUGUCCACGAAGAUAAGGAACCCGCGGAGGAGAAUAUUCGUAGAAUGAGGUCACUGUUAGAGACCCCGAGGGUGCAGGUUCUAAUUGCACAUGAUAUUUACUGGUACCAAGCAGAGAAGUCUUCUUACCGCAGUGCGCACAUAAUACUGCCGCUGGUACAGUGA
This is a messenger RNA of Suillus subalutaceus, 678 nucleotides long. RefSeq lists its product as uncharacterized. The transcript has 4 exons. The record is from RefSeq and is a predicted model, not a curated record. Bases 1 to 678 code for a protein of 225 amino acids. NCBI's taxonomy places the organism in Eukaryota, Fungi, Basidiomycota, Agaricomycetes, Boletales, Suillaceae.